GGGUGGCUUCCUUUCUCUCGCGCGCGCGGUGUGGUGGCAGCAGGCUCAGCCUCGAGAUGCAGAACGACGCCGGCGAGUUCGUGGACCUGUACGUGCCGCGGAAAUGCUCCGCUAGCAACCGCAUCAUCGGUGCCAAGGACCACGCAUCCAUCCAGAUGAACGUGGCCGAGGUUGACAAGGUCACAGGCAGGUUUAAUGGCCAGUUUAAAACUUAUGCUAUCUGCGGGGCCAUUCGUAGGAUGGGUGAGUCAGAUGAUUCCCUUCUCCGAUUGGCCAAGGCCGACGGCAUCGUCUCAAAGAACUUUUGACUGGAGAGAAUCAUGGAAGUGGAAUAUUUAUCAUAAAUAAAUAGUGAAAACCUAAAAAAAAAAAAAAAAA
This is a messenger RNA of Mandrillus leucophaeus (drill), 378 nucleotides long. RefSeq names its product 40S ribosomal protein S21-like. The coding region runs from base 57 to 308 and encodes 83 amino acids. Gene Ontology annotation, biological process: translation; endonucleolytic cleavage in ITS1 to separate SSU-rRNA from 5.8S rRNA and LSU-rRNA from tricistronic rRNA transcript (SSU-rRNA, 5.8S rRNA, LSU-rRNA); endonucleolytic cleavage to generate mature 3'-end of SSU-rRNA from (SSU-rRNA, 5.8S rRNA, LSU-rRNA). Gene Ontology annotation, cellular component: ribosome; cytosolic small ribosomal subunit. Gene Ontology annotation, molecular function: structural constituent of ribosome. Lineage: Eukaryota; Metazoa; Chordata; Mammalia; Primates; Cercopithecidae. The record is from RefSeq and is a predicted model, not a curated record. The transcript is spliced from 2 exons.